AAACUUGAUCCCCGUGAGUAUUAUCAACGUGCAUUGUCGCUGGUGAAGGAUUUCCUUGAUGGUGGUGAGGAUUCGAAUUCAUUUGAAGACAAGAUGCGUGAUAUGUUUGGCAUCUAUGCCUAUCCAUGGUUUACAAUGGACCGGCUUAUAAUCAACCUUGUGCGUCAGCUUCAGUCAUUGGCCAGUGGAGAUGAAUUGAGCCAGCGCUUGACUAGUUUGUUUCGUCACUGGAACAGUGUCAAUGGGAGCAAAAGUUUGGCUAGUUAUGAAGCCAUGCCUUGCAGCGUUGCAUAG
Protopolystoma xenopodis is the source of this 294-nucleotide messenger RNA. NCBI's taxonomy places the organism in Eukaryota, Metazoa, Platyhelminthes, Monogenea, Polystomatidea, Polystomatidae. The record is from the annotation of a GenBank genome assembly.